Messenger RNA from Cyclocybe aegerita, 1455 nucleotides. Lineage: Eukaryota; Fungi; Basidiomycota; Agaricomycetes; Agaricales; Hemipholiotaceae. The record is from the annotation of a GenBank genome assembly.
AUGGACUCAAAAUCACCGGAUAGCUUCACAUUCACUGUCGGAAAGCUCGAUGCUGGAAUGGCUAUCUUGCUGGGAGAGAGGGCUCAUCUCAUAGAAUUUCCUUCGAUUCUUCUUCCACCUGGGGCAACGACUGGUUCAAUCGUAAACAUUGCUGUCCAUCAGAACCACGCGGAAGAGCAGAAACGGGAGUCGGAAUUUUGGUCGUUGCAGGACGAUAUCUUGAAGGAAUACGGGCAGGACUCACCGGAACCACCGAAGCUCUCAGUUCGGAAUAUUACACAAACCUCCGUUACUCUUGAAUGGCCACCUAUCAAACUCGCAACGGCAAAGCUUCGGUCUCUCGACAUCUACAGGAAUGGCCAGCGUCUAUCCUCCGUUCCAUCACCCUUGACCAACACGACGACAAAACACUCAGGCAUGGAUAUCAACACCGAAUACUCAUUCCAGCUCAUCCUACGCACCACGGCGGGCACGUACCCAUCCAACGUUUUACGCGUCCGAACACACACCAUGUCCGACACUUCUGGUAUCUCCGUCUGCUUCGGCAACGUUCAGGACCCUGUGUUGCUAGAAAACGCGAAACUCGCUCUGAGGGAGAUGGGUGCGAAAUGGAGUGACAAGAUCCAGAUUGACACGUCUCACUUUGUGUGUACAACGCCAGCGGCGACUCCCUCUGGAGCAAGUCCGGCAGGGAAUAUGAGUGGAGCACCAGGUGCUGCGUACCAGAGGGCGUUGCAGCUGAGCAUACCCGUCGUGCAACCUUACUGGAUAUUGGCUUGUCAUGCUGAGAAGAGAAUGGUUCCUAUUGCCGCAUAUUACCUAGGCGCGAACACCCCGUCAACGGCCACAUUCAGUGCCCGUCCUCAAUCCAUGUCCCAAGCCUCUUUGCCCUACUCUCCGGCCAGCCCUCCCCCAAACCAGAGCGGUAAAGGCACGCCCUCAUCCUAUCGCGCAUCCAUGCCACCUCCAUCUCGCGUCCCAGCCACCCCUCCCGCCUCGACCUUCGUCAACCAGCCGGAGCCGAGCAAAAUGCACCCGCCGUUCGGCCCAACACUCGAGGAGAGGGAGGACGACCCGGACACACAGAGCGUGCAGCUCGAACGAGGCACAACGCCGACGCCCGUAAAGGAGAAGCGGAAGAGCAAGCCUGGGUCAAUGAAUAAGGACUUCAGGUUCCCGCCUGCGUCGCCGACUAUCCCAUCUGCUGCUGCACCUGCCUCAGCGACAGCGUCACAAGAAGAGGCCGCGAAGCAGGCAGGUCCGGCGUCUGAUCCCGAGCAGAAGAAAAGCGAGGAAACGAAGCCUCAGGGGCAGGCACCUGCUGUCGUCACCCCGACGAGCAUAGAGGUUCCAGCACCUCCGGUCGUGGAAAAGGAGAAGAAUUUGAGUCGCGUUUCACUAGACGAAUCUGGGGAUGAUGAUGUUGGGGAUACGGUUGAUAUUCCGCUCAACUAG